AAAAGUUGCUUUUACCUUUACAAACUGUGUCUACUUCGUGAGCAAGGAAACAAAUUCAAUAAAAUGACCAUCUUCAACGUGUCAUCUACUUUAGUUUCGUGAUCGUUUCAGACGCAAGAGUCUUUCUUCAUCUACUUCAUUUCUGUCAUCUUGCAGACGUAUGUCAAGAAUGGCCGGCGAAGGAGAAUGGCCAGCGAUAGGGAUUGAUUUGGGGACGACGUACUCGUGCGUGGCAGUAUGGCAGCAUGAUCGCGUAGAGAUCAUAGUCAACGAUCAGGGCAACAGGACAACACCGUCUUAUGUUGCCUUCACUGACAAAGAGCGUUUGGUCGGUGAUGCAGCCAAGAACCAGGUCGCCAGGAAUCCCACAAACUCUGUUUUUGAUGCAAAGCGGUUAAUUGGUAGGAGAUUUAGUGAUUCUGUAGUUCAGAGUGAUAUCUACCUUUGGCCAUUCAAGGUUAUUGAAGGUCCUACCGACAAACCUAUGAUCGUGGUCACUUAUAAGGGGGAAGAGAAGCAUUUUGCUGCAGAGGAAAUCUCAUCUAUGGUCCUCAAAAAGAUGCGUGAGAUUGCCGAGUCCUACCUUGGCACAAUUGUGAAGAAUGCUGUAAUUACUGUCCCAGCCUACUUCAAUGAUUCACAGCGUAAGGCUACAAAGGAUGCUGGAAGCAUUGCAGGACUAAAUGUCAUGCGGAUAAUCAAUGAACCAAUGGCCGCAGCCAUUGCUUACGGUCUUAAUAAGACUGACAUUGGUGGGAGAAACGUGUUAAUCUUUGAUUUGGGUGGCGGUACUACAGAUAUCUCACUACUUACCAUUGACGGUGACACUUUUGAAGUGAAGGCCGUUGCUGGAGACACUCACCUUGGAGGUGAGGACUUUGACAACAUAAUGGUAAAACACUUCGUUGAAAUAUUUAAGAGACAUCACAAGGAGGACAUUAGUGGAAAUGCCAGAGCUCUAAGGAGAUUGAGAACUGCUUGUGAGAGAGCAAAGAGGAUUCUUUCUUCCGCAAGUGAGACUACCAUUGAAGUUGAUUCUUUAUAUAAUGGUAUUGAUUUCUCCUCAAGUAUUACCCGUGCUAAAUUUGCGGAACUCAAUAUGGACUUGUUCAAGAAGUCUAUUGAGCUUGUAGAGAAGUGUUUGACUGAUGCUAAGAUGGACAAGAGAGGAGUCCAUGAUGUUGUUCUUACUGGUGGUUCUUCAAGAAUUCCUAAGGUGCAGCAGCUGUUGCAAGACUUGUUUGAUGGAAAGCAGCUUAACAAGAGCAUCAACCCAGAUGAAGCUGUGGCUUAUGGAGCCGCUGUUCAAGCUGCAAACUUGGCUGGUAGGGGUAAUGAGAAAGUUCAACGCAUAGUGCUCAUGAAUGUCACCCCUCUAUCCCUAGGGUUUGAAUAUGCUGAAGGUGAGAUGGCCGUUGUGAUUCCGAGGAAUACCUCCAUUCCCACUAAGAAGCAAAUGGACUGCACCAACAAGUAUGACAACCAAACUUCUGCUUGGAUUCCGAUUUAUGAGGGUGAGAGAGCAAGAGCUGUGGAUAACAAUUGGUUGGGACAAUUUGAGCUUUCUCCAAUUCCUGCAGCGCCCAGGAGUACCGCUAAAAUAAAAGUAUACUUUGAGAUUGAUGCCAAUGGUAUCUUGAACGUUUCUGCCAUGGAGGAGACCACUGGCGUAAGUUACAAGAUCACAAUUACAAAUUACAAGAAUUCACUAUCCACAGAAGAUAUUCAUAGGAUGGUUCUAGAUGCAAAGAAAUACGAAGUUGAAGAUGAUAAGCACAGGAAGAAGGUUAGGGCUAAGGAAGCUUUGGAGAACUAUGCGUACAAAAUGAGGAGUAUUGUCAAUGAUAAGGAGAUUGGUGGCAAGCUUGACGCUGCUGGCAAGGAGAAGAUUGAAGCUGCUAUUAAGCAAGUGAUUCAUUGGUUAGAUGGUAUCCAACAUGCGGAGGAAAAUGAGUUUGAGGACAAGCUGAUUGGACUUGAGUUAAUCUGUAAUCCCAUCAUUGCAAAGAUAUCUAGACAACCAUAAGCAAUUGAGCAGCUCGAUCUUCUCAUAAAAAAAGAUGACACUUGGAGUCUGUUAUGGCACCUUAUUAGUAUUUUUGUUGUCAGUGUGUUUUGAUGUGGCUUUAUUUGGUAGCAGUUGGAAAUUGAAAUAUGAUGUGUGAUUUAUGGUUUUAAUGUUAA
Corylus avellana is the source of this 2184-nucleotide messenger RNA. Its product is annotated as heat shock cognate 70 kDa protein-like. Gene Ontology annotation, molecular function: ATP binding; ATP-dependent protein folding chaperone. Lineage: Eukaryota; Viridiplantae; Streptophyta; Magnoliopsida; Fagales; Betulaceae. The record is from RefSeq and is a predicted model, not a curated record.